AUGUUUAAUGAAUUUCAAUUAAAUAUUCAUCAUUCAUCAUCUAAUUCAGUGGAUAUUUCUUCUAUUCAAGAAUAUUCUAACGGUGAAGAAUAUGAAGUAAUUGAUGGUUAUGAUGAUAUUGCCUUAGAUGAGGAUUUCGCCACAGAAUCAGAAGAGAUAGUGUCAAUGCAUGAUGUUGUUGCCGUGCAUGAGGAAGAAUACUGGGAUACUAGUGAUCCUAUUUAUACAUGUGUAUUUUGCAAUACCAAUAUGUGGGAUAAAGAGAGGCUUAGUAGGACUAAUGGCCAUGCUAGACCGUAUUUUGGUCUGUGUUGUAUGGAUGGAAAUGUUGAAUUGCCUGUUCUAAAGUUAGCACCUAAGAUUUUACAAGAUUUUCACUUUAAGGAUGAUGACAUGUCACGAUACUUUAAGAAGAACAUUCGAUUAUUUAACUCUAUGUUUUCGUUCACAUCUAUGGUUGGUAGAAUAAACAACAACAUAAAUAAUGGAACUGCACCACUUACACUCUUACUAAGUGGUCAGAAUAACCAUUGCGUCGGGAGUUUACUCCCUUCAGUGAAUAAUAGCCCAAAGUUUGCACAGCUAUAUAUUUAUGAUACAGAUAAUGAACAAUCUAAUUCUAGCAAUGGUCUUGAAAGGGUCAUUGUUGCUGAGCGAAAGAGUAUGCUUGAUCUCCACAAUCCCUUGGCCAGUACAUUUCGAUAUGCUCGAGAACGGCGUUAUAAUCUGCCAACUGCAUCUGAGGUUGCGGUAAUAGUCAUUGGUGAUAUUGAUGAGUCCUGUUUGGAUAGGGAUAUAAUAAUUGAGUCACGCUCUAGCCAGCUUAAAAGAAUUGAUGUUUUUCAUUCGCAGUACCUUGCAUUGCAGUAUCCUUUACUGUUUUCGUAUGCGGAAGAAGGAUACAGAAUUGGAAUUGAAACUUCCAAUCAAUAUAAUACUAAUGGUUCGAAGAAGAGAAAAAUUAUCAGCAUGAGGGAGUUUUUUUCAUAUCGGCUACAAAUGCGGUUUCCCGGUUCUCCUAUUUUGUUGCAUUCUAGUAGACUGUUUCAACAAUUCUUGGUGGAUGCAUAUACGAUGGUUGAGGCCGAACGAUUGAACUUUAUAAGAUUUAACCAACCAAAGUUAAGUGUUGAAAGGUAUAAAGUCCUUCAUGAGUCUUUGGUAAGUGGACAAGCUGAUGCUGUUGCAACUGACCAGCGUAUUAUAACAAUUACUAGCAAUUCUGAUGCAUUUGGUAAGCUGAUGCAUUUGCUAUUUGCAAGAUUAUCACCUCAAGAUCGUCCUGAUGUUGUUUCAAGGACAUUCAAAAUCAAGCUUAAUAAUCUAAUCAGCGAAUUUAAAAGUGGCAUUCCUUUUGGAAAAAUUGUUGGAUAUGUUUGCACUGUUGAAUUUCAGAAUAGGGGAUUACCUCAUGCACACAUAUUGUUAUUCAUGCAUCCAACAAACAAGCCAAAGUCUCCAUCAGAUAUUGACAGGUUUAUUUCUGCUGAGAUACCUGAUAGGCUCCAUAGACCAAGGUUAUAUGCUGCCGUAGAGAGAUUCAUGGUUCAUGGGCCUUGUGGUCGACAUAACAAAAAUAGUCCGUGCAUGGUAGAUGGUCAUUGUUCAAAAUAUUUUCCUAAGAAAUUUAGGUCACGUACUGUUAUUGAUGAAGCUAGAUUUCCAAAGUACAAGAGACCAGACAAUGGUCGCACGAUAACUAAGAGGAAUGUUACCAUUGAUAAUUCCUUUAUUGUUCCAUACAAUCUGUAUUUAUUGUUGACAUAUGGCUGUUAUAUAAAUGUUGAGCAAACAUGCCAAACUUCUGCCAUCAAGUAUUUAUUUAAAUAUAUGCACAAGGGUAAUGAUCGAGUUGUGGAUAAGAUACAAAAUUAUUAUGAUUGCCGUUAUAUAUCAUCAUGUGAGGUAGAUUGGAGGAUAUUUGGUUAUGAUAUUCAGAUAAAGGAACCUGUAGUUAUUAAGUUACCCUUUCGCCUUCCUGAAGAGCAUGCUGUUAUCUUUAGAGAUAAUGACAAUAUUCAAGAUGUUCUCAAUCGAGUAGAUGGCAAGUUGACAAAAUUAUUAGCAUGGUUCCUUGCUAAUAGUUUAUAUCCUUUCUUCAGGUCGUUGACUUAUAGUGAGUUCCCUAACAAGUUUGUAUGGAAGGAUGAUUCAUGUUACCAGCAAUUAUCUGAAGACAUCCUAUAUAUUCAUAGAAGAAAUCACCGCUGUGAAGAGCUACAAUUAUCAGAUGAGCAAAUAUUGAAUUUGACAUUGGUUAAGAUUGAGGAAAGACUACAAGAAAAUGGAAGAUCUCUUAGAGAAUUCUCUACACUGUCGUAUCCCGAUAUGCAAAACAUUGAUGGUGUUGUUGAUCGAUUCUUAAUGGAUGAGAUGAAUUUUGAUAGGGAAUUUCUACAUGAGGAGUUUAAGGAUUCUUUGAAAUCUAUGACUCACGAACAGAGGAAUGCAUAUGAUUGGAUAUUGAAUGCUGUCUCCAUGGACCUUGGUGGAUUUUACUUUGUUUAUGGUUACGGUGGUACUGGGAAGACUUUCCUUUAUCGCACGUUAUCUGCAUCAUUAAGGUGUAACGGCAAAAUUGUGCUAAAUGUUGCAUCAAGUGGUAUUGCUUCACUAUUACUCCCUAAUGGACGUACUGCUCAUUCUAGAUUCAAGAUUCCACUAAACAUAAAUGAGGAUUUGGAUGAAGCUUCGAUGCUUAACAAACACUGUUACAAGGCUUUAAACAAGUCAUUGAAGGAUAUUCUUAGAUUUGAGAAAUCCUACAAACCUGACAUGCCAUUUGGAAGAAAGGUUAUUGUCCUAGGUGGUGACUUUAGGCAGAUCCUUCCAGUCAUACCUAUGGGAUCACGAUAG
Arachis ipaensis is the source of this 2856-nucleotide messenger RNA. RefSeq lists its product as uncharacterized. Gene Ontology annotation, molecular function: DNA helicase activity. NCBI's taxonomy places the organism in Eukaryota, Viridiplantae, Streptophyta, Magnoliopsida, Fabales, Fabaceae. The record is from RefSeq and is a predicted model, not a curated record. Gene Ontology annotation, biological process: DNA repair; telomere maintenance.